UCAGUCACACACACACAUGUCAACAAGACUGCCAUUUAUAAACGAGUUGACAGUCGGACACGCGAAUGUUUUGUUCUGAUGGCAUUGUGAGAGAUUUAACCGUCCAGUCGUCAAUAUGGGUUCUGAAGAAGAUAACGGUGUGGAUCCAGUAUGCAUGUUCUGUUCUCAUAAGAUAGCGGACGAGCAUUAUGUUCAAGCUCUGCAGAUGGAAUGGCACAUCCACUGUUUCAAAUGCACGGUGUGUAAUAACAAGUUAUCGUCGUGGUACUUCGAGAGAGAUGGACAUUUGUACUGCAGGCAGGACUACAUGGCCAAGUUUGGAGAAGCAUGUAAUGGCUGCGCACAAAUCAUAACCGGACCUGUCAUGGUCGCCGGAGAACACAAGUAUCACCCCGACUGCUUCGUCUGUAUAAAAUGUAGCACCUUUAUUGGGGAUGGUGAUGGCUAUGCGCUGGUAGAGAGAUCCAAACUGUACUGUGGCAAGUGUUACCACAGUAUCCUAGUCCCCAUCAUCACCAGCUCCCCAGCAUCCCGGGUUCCCCACAUGGUGCAGCUGGUAACGAUACCACCCACCCCCGACGGCCAGAAGAGGUUCUCUAUCUCAGUAGAAGAGACCAUGCAGUACCCGACGUCACCCACCCCGACCUCGGAGAAGGUGUCCGUCCAGAGUCUAUGUGUCAAAGAGGUUGACUCCACACCAUCAGAGGCUUCCUUGAGAGUAGGUGACAGAAUACUGGAAGUAAAUGGAACACCAGUCAGAACGCAAAACUUACACGAGCUCGAUAGAUUAAUCAGCCAGAGUAAAACCGAGCUCCAACUCACCGUCGAGCACGACCCCACGUCACCUUCCUCAGCGGCGACAAUAACAACAAAAUCAAAGACAACGACAACAACAACAACAACAACAACCAAGACAACAACGCGGGAGGUGAAGGAGGGACCCACGUCCGUAAAGCAUCAUUCCACGGAGACGCACAAACCAAAGACGUUGAACAUUGCGGCGAGACUCGAGAUUCAUCAGAGCAAUGAGGAGAAGGAACAGAAGAAGCAAACGAUUCCAAUAACGAGACCGGAACGAGGGGCGUCCAUGUCCAAGAUGAAAAAACCCUCGGACAACGGAAACCUUGGGCAGACGUUGACGUCUCCCAUUAACAGAGCCUCUUCCCUCAAGCAGUGCACAAAGAGUCAUCGUAUCUUCCGGCCCUCGGACCUCAUCAAGGGAGAGGUCCUGGGCCAGGGUUUCUUCGGAAAAGCCAUCAAGGUUACGCAUCGAGGAACUGGUGAAGUUAUGGUCGUCAAGGAAUUGAUAAGAUUCGAAGAUGACGCACAAAGAAAUUUUCUCAAAGAGGUUAAAGUACUUCGUAGCCUGGACCAUGUCCAUGUGUUGAAAUUCAUAGGUGUUCUCUACAAGGACAAGAAAUUAAGUCUGGUUACAGAGUACAUAGACGGAGGAACGUUACGAGAUGUCAUUAUAAAUAUGGAUUGUGAUUAUCCAUGGCUGCAUAGAAUAAAUAUAUCAAGGGAUAUAUCAUUAGGAAUGACGUAUCUGCACUCGAUGGGCAUCAUACAUAGAGAUCUCAACUCCCAGAACUGCCUCGUCAGAAAGAACGGGCUGGUAGUCGUAGCUGAUUUUGGAUUAGCGCGCAUCAUGGUGCAGGACAAGACGGAUCCACGUGUCCCGUCAUUUGACAGGAGUUCCGGCACGAGACGAUCCGGUCGUAAGAAACGCUACACAGUCGUUGGGAACCCAUUCUGGAUGGCUCCAGAGAUGCUAAAAGGCAAAGCCUACGAUGAGCGCGUAGACGUCUUCUCUUUCGGUAUCAUCAUGUGUGAGCUGAUUGGUCGAGUCAGCGCUAAUCCCGACCACCUCCCGAGGACGAUGCAGUUCGGACUCAAUGUCGCCCUCUUCAAGGAGCAGUAUUGUGACGGCUGCCCGGUGCGUCUUCUGGACAUCGCCACCAAGUGUUGUGAAAUAGAGCCAGAGAAAAGGCCGGAUUUUAACGACCUACAAGCCUGGCUCAAGUCUCUAUCACUGAAGGUAGAAACCAACGGCAUCCAAAAUGGAACAAUACGGACAAUAUCCAUCCCUGUUUCCACAACGGCGACGUCAUCAACAACAACACCAGCUGAUAACCUACCUGCCAGUGACUGAAAGCUUGUCGUCACUAAAGAUAAAUAGACACGACGCAGCUUUUUUGUAUAUACAGAUUUCCGCCCACUUCCAGCUUUGAAUCUUGAGAGAGUAUCUUGAGAGAUUAUAAUCUCAAACACUGAUGAGAUCUUCUUGGUAUUACUGUCUUCUCAAGUUUCUUCAAAAUAUAACUUCUUCGGCAGUGAAGCCGAGAAAUUCUUCACUGUUAAAAAAACAGUGACUCGUCUACAGGACUCGUCUACAUUUGAAGACACCUCAAGUGUUCUCUAUAGAAGGGAGUUUUGUUCUCCAUUUUCGCUUCAGAUCCAGAGGACAUCAUCAUAACAGGUCAACGGUUUGUGUAACCAUCUUUACAGUUUUCAGUCAAGUACUUCACGAAUAAGAAAGUGCUUCGGUUAGAGAGCUUGAAGAUUUCUGCACCACAUCGUUAUUAAAACGACAGUUCGUCUUCCAGAGGAAGUUUUUCUACAGGACUCGUGACACUCGUCUACAUUUGAAGACACCUCAUCAAGUGUUCUCUAUAGGGGGGAGUUUUGUUCUCCAUUUUCUCUUGAGAUCCAGAGAAUUAUCAUCGUAACGGGUCUCAGAUCAUUUGUGUAACCGUCUUUAGUCAAGUUCUGCGUGGAUAAGAAAGUGCUUCAUCAAGAGAGCCGAGGAUUUCUUCACUGCAGCAAUAUUAAAAGUCAGCUCGAAUUUCAAAUUUCUGCUCCUUCCAAGUCUUUGAAUCCAUACUAAAAUAAUUUCAAAAUUACUUGGUCAGCAAGGUCUAAACUUUGAUUGCCCAAAAGAAUAUCACUCCAUAAGUAUUCUCACAAGCACUUACUCUUAGAAUCCAAAGGUCUUAACCAAUGACAAUUGUCGGUAAUUUGUACCUAAAUAUUAAACCAUCUGCAUUGGUCAGAUAAUAAUACAUUUUGGUACCCCACAACACUGCCAGCCAUAUUAUUGUAAAGUUGCAACAUGAAUACCUAAAUUCUACCCCCCCCCCUCUCCAUUCAAAUCCCCAAGACUUCUCAAAUUUUUCAAGAAAUACUCAUAUUUUUGUGCCUAAUCACAAUGACAUUAUGACAAUCUACAUUUAUACUACAUCCCACAUAGCUUACAGAAACAAAGUCUUUCCUGACCGAAAAAUUCUCUGGAAGUUUCUCUUUUCAAAGCCAAAGAUGUCUGAAUGGUUUUAUACUUCUCAUGUUUAUUUAGUGUGGAAGCAUUUGCUCACAUUUAACCAAAGUGCACACUGCAUGUAAAUAACACGAUUUGAAAUGCUUGUACAUACUUUUGUGAGUUAUACAUAACACUCUGAGUGAAGAAUAGUCAUAAAUACUCGGCAAAACUCCCUAGUGUUGAUUUGCACUCUGGUAUUGGAGAGUUCAUUCCCUCUCACUGUCGGACAAUUAAAUAGACUUCAUCCACAGAAUGCUAGAUGCACUAUGCCAGAUGACAUUGAAAUAUUAUGUGGUGAAUGUGCAUUAGAAUCUACCCUCUUACUAUCUGACCAUUUAAAGACACUGGGGUGGAUUUCACAAAGAGUUAGGACUAGUCUUAUCUCGAGUUAGGACCAGU
Molecule: messenger RNA, 3715 nt
Organism: Asterias rubens (European starfish)
Lineage: Eukaryota; Metazoa; Echinodermata; Asteroidea; Forcipulatida; Asteriidae
Product: LIM domain kinase 1-like
Exons: 16
Coding region: 116-2152 (678 amino acids)
Biological process (GO): actin cytoskeleton organization; protein phosphorylation
Cellular component (GO): nucleus; cytoplasm
Molecular function (GO): protein binding; ATP binding; protein serine/threonine kinase activity
Source: RefSeq, a predicted model, not a curated record